CAUGUCACUCUGGGAGGGAGACAGCAGCAACUAAGCUGUGCAAGGUUUUUUUUUUUUCUUUUCCCCCUUUUCUUUUUCUUUCUUUCUUUUUUUUUUUCUUUUCUUUCUUUCUUUCUUUCUCCCUCUCCCUCUCUCUUUUUUUCUUUUUCUUUAAGGUGGGGAAAGAGACAAACAGGAGACAGGAAGCUGAUCUGCAAGGAUUCAGAGUUGUGCUCAAAGGACUUUGAUUUUCCCCCCCCCCCUUUUACAAACGCUGGCAAUUGACAUCACUACAGAGAGCCUGGUUACAGAGCAAACUGCCUCAUCCCAAGUGGACCCCGGCAACUGGGGGCAUCCAGGCGAGAGCUGGGGAAGCUCUGUGUGGGUUUUUUUUUUUUUUUUUUUCCUACAGAUCUCACUCCCCACCCUUUUUUGCUUCUUUUGGUGCGAUUUUUUGUUUUGCUUUUUUAAAAACAUUCUUGCUGUGUUGGAACUAGCGAGUGGUGGAGUCUCUGAAGCCUCAUCAGUCAUCGGGACUGUCAGGAAUAGUGGUUUAAGAGGAAGCUCGGCCUGGGGCACUAUACCCUGUCAUCCAGUUCCCUGCCUCGGAGAUAAAGAUUCCAGCUACAUGGGCAAACGCCUGGAUCAGCCACAAAUGUACCCCCAGUACACUUACUACUAUCCUCAUUAUCUCCAAACCAAGCAGUCCUAUGCACCAGCUCCCCACCCCAUGGCUCCUCCCAGCCCCAGCACAAACAGCAGCAGCAACAACAGCAGCAACAGCAGCGGGGAACAGUUGAGUAAAACCAACCUGUACAUUCGAGGCCUCCCACCCGGCACCACUGACCAGGACCUAAUCAAGCUGUGCCAACCGUAUGGAAAAAUUGUAUCUACAAAGGCAAUUCUUGACAAAAACACGAAUCAGUGCAAAGGUAUGUGUGAGGCCAUUGGUGCUCUGAGUUCUUGCCUAUGCUGUUCGGUGGAUAACUUCUCCAUCACAGAAGUCCAAGGCACCAGCUGUGUGAUGAUCACAAUGUACAGUAUAUGGCAAACCUCUUUAAUAAUGCCAAUGCUUUGA
Carlito syrichta (Philippine tarsier) is the source of this 1057-nucleotide messenger RNA. Its product is annotated as RNA-binding motif, single-stranded-interacting protein 3-like. Gene Ontology annotation, molecular function: RNA binding. The record is from RefSeq and is a predicted model, not a curated record. NCBI's taxonomy places the organism in Eukaryota, Metazoa, Chordata, Mammalia, Primates, Tarsiidae. The transcript is spliced from 3 exons. The coding region runs from base 608 to 1057 and encodes 149 amino acids.